CCGCCCCCCAAAACGCCUCUCAGACUCUAUCCGAAUUUUAGGGUUCCCCCCCCGAUAAUCCCCAAUCCCAGUUUUCUAAAAGAAACCCUAAAAUCCUCGGAUCAGGUCUGAAUUUGUGGUCGUUAGGCCUCUUUGAUCAACUAAGUUUCAUGUCUGAUCUUGACGUUCAAAUUCCUACUGCUUUUGAUCCCUUUGCCGAUGCAAAUGCUGAGGACUCAGGUGCUGGUUCAAAGGAGUACGUGCAUAUUCGUAUUCAGCAAAGGAAUGGUCGGAAAAGCUUGACAACUGUCCAGGGGUUGAAGAAAGAAUUCAGCUAUAACAAGAUACUUAAAGACCUCAAGAAGGAGUUCUGCUGCAAUGGCACCGUGGUCCAGGACCCUGAACUAGGACAGGUUAUUCAACUUCAAGGUGACCAGCGCAAGAAUGUAUCGACCUUCCUUGUUCAGGUAAUUGUGUUAUUGCUUCUUGGAAUAUUUUGAUGUCUUAAUUGAGCUUAUGCAAAAUCGGAAUUCAUGUUUUAUUUUCGAUCAGGCUGGCAUUGUGAAGAAGGAUAACAUCAAAAUCCAUGGUUUCUAAGCCUGCAGCAUUGUGAAAUUUUCUGCCAAGUCGCUGUCCGUAUGUCGAAGCAGGAAAUAACAGCCAUCUCAUUAGGUUAUAUGUCUAUGCGAUUAUUUUGUUUCUAUGUCGGUUUGAUAACAACUUAUGCAUCGUGUGU
Messenger RNA from Hibiscus syriacus, 715 nucleotides. Its product is annotated as protein translation factor SUI1 homolog 2-like. The record is from RefSeq and is a predicted model, not a curated record. Gene Ontology annotation, molecular function: translation initiation factor activity; RNA binding. Gene Ontology annotation, biological process: translational initiation. The transcript has 5 exons. Bases 150 to 479 code for a protein of 109 amino acids. Lineage: Eukaryota; Viridiplantae; Streptophyta; Magnoliopsida; Malvales; Malvaceae.